AUGAAUAUCGAUAACGCAUAUAAACGUGCUGUGUUAUAUUUUUUCUUUUCGAGUGGUGAAACUGCCAGAUCUGCAGCAAUAAAAAUUAAUAGUGUACAUGGUGCACAUACUAUUAGUGUAAGGACUGCCCAGAAAUGGUUUGAAAAAUUUAAACUUGGAAAAAGCAACAUUAAUGAUGAACCCCGUUCAGGACGUCCUGUUGAUUUUGAUAACAACGUUCUUAAAAAUCUUGUGGAGUCAGAGCCACAUUUAACAGUGGAUCAAAUCGCAGAAAAGAUGCAUUCAUCUCAUGGGACAGUCUUUCGCCAUUUAAAGGAGAUUAAAAAAGUAUCUAAGCUUGGAAACUGA
This is a messenger RNA of Vespa velutina, 348 nucleotides long. RefSeq names its product histone-lysine N-methyltransferase SETMAR-like. The transcript has a single exon. The record is from RefSeq and is a predicted model, not a curated record. The coding region runs from base 1 to 348 and encodes 115 amino acids. NCBI's taxonomy places the organism in Eukaryota, Metazoa, Arthropoda, Insecta, Hymenoptera, Vespidae.